Messenger RNA from Aspergillus saccharolyticus JOP 1030-1, 1980 nucleotides. RefSeq names its product putative alpha-L-rhamnosidase A. The record is from RefSeq and is a predicted model, not a curated record. Lineage: Eukaryota; Fungi; Ascomycota; Eurotiomycetes; Eurotiales; Aspergillaceae. Gene Ontology annotation, biological process: carbohydrate metabolic process. The transcript has 2 exons. Bases 1 to 1980 code for a protein of 659 amino acids.
AUGCUGUGGUCAUCGUGGAUAUUGAGUCCGGCUCUGGUGGCCAUUGUCGCGCGCGCCAUCCCUUUCGAAGAAUAUAUUCUUGCCCCUCACUCCAGGACUUUGAUUCCCUCUACGGUGUGUCAAGUGGAGGGAACCGUUGACAACCCGGACGCUCUCACUGAUUCAACGUUGGAUCAGACCACUCUGCAUGGCAAGUCAUCCGUGACAUAUGAUUUUGGUCGCAACAUUGCCGGUCUUGUCUCUCUGCAUGUCGCUUCGAGCUCCGCAGAAGCAGCCCAAGUUGGAGUCACUUUUACAGAGUCCAAUCUCUGGAUCAGCAGUGAGGCGUGUGAUGCUACCGCUGAUUCCGGCCUUGACUCGCCACUCUGGUUCUCUGUAGGAGGCCCGGGCAUAUAUACUGCGGACAAGAAGCACCAGCGGGGCGCAUUCCGAUAUCUCACCCUCGUCAAUAAUUCUACCGCUACUGUGUCUUUCGAAGCUCUCACCAUCAACUACACGGCUGCUCCGACUCAGGAUCUUCGCGGAUACAAAGGUUACUUUCACAGCAAUGAUGAGCUUAUCAACCGGAUCUGGUAUGCAGGCGCUUAUACCUUGCAGCUCUGUACCAUUGAUCCCACCGCCGGAGACUCUUUGGUCUGGCUAAGUGCCAUCUCUUCCUCUGACAACAUCACCCUUCCGCAAACUGAUCUGUGGUGGAACAAUUAUACUAUCACAAACGGCAGUAGUACUUUGGUUGACGGAGCGAAGCGUGAUCGCUUGGUCUGGCCGGGUGACAUGUCGAUUGCUAUCGGAAGUGCAGCAGUCAGCACUGCAGAUCUGGGAAGUGUUCGAACGGCUCUGGAGUCUUUGUUUGUGCUUCAAAAAGCUGAUGGCCGACUUCCAUAUGCGGGAAGGCCAUUUUUGGACAUAACAAGCUACACGUACCACCUCCACAGUUUGAUUGGCGCCUCGUCCUAUUAUCUAUACACUGGAGACCGAAGCUGGAUCACCCGUUACUGGGGACAAUACAGAAAAGGCCUGCAAUGGGCUCUAUCGAGCGUUGAUGAUUCUGGUCUGGCCAAUAUCACUGCCAGUGCCGACUGGCUACGAUCUGGUAUGGGAGGACAUAACAUUGAGGCCAAUGCGAUUCUCUACUACGUCCUCAAUGAUGCCAUCGCUUUGGCAAUUUCUCUCAACGAUCGCACCAGUGUGGGCAACUGGACCAUCGUCGCAUCGAGAAUCAAAGCGGCUGCCAAUACUCGCCUAUGGGAUGCACAGAAUAAUCUGUACCGUGACAAUGAGACUACGACUCUUCAUCCGCAAGAUGGCAAUGCUUGGGCCGUCAAAGCGAAUCUCACUCUCUCUUCCAAUCAAUCUGCUGCGAUUUCCUCUGCUCUAGCGGCACGCUGGGGAUCUUAUGGGGCACCCGCACCUGAAGCAGGAUCCACGGUAUCUCCCUUCAUCGGCGGAUUCGAACUACAGGCGCAUUAUAUGGCCAAUCAGCCGAACCGAGCCCUUGACCUCCUGCGUCUGCAAUGGGGAUUCAUGCUGGAUGAUCCUCGCAUGACCAAUUCUACUUUCAUUGAAGGCUACUCCACCGAUGGAUCCCUGGUCUAUGCACCUUAUCGGAACGCGCCGCGAGUGUCUCAUGCCCACGGGUGGUCUACGGGUCCCACCUCUGCCCUCACAGACUACACGGCGGGAUUGCGUCUGACCGGCCCCGCUGGCUUGACCUGGUUAUUCAAGCCACAACCUGGUAACCUUACUCGAGUCGAAGCAGGGUUGGAAACACCGUUGGGACUAUUCGCGACACAGUUCCAGAAGUCGGCAGCCGGCACGUUUCAGCAGUUGACGUUGACUACGCCUAAUGGUACCUCGGGGUCGGUGGAGAUUGCGGGUAUCACUGGACAGUUAGUGUCUACCCAGGGACAAGUUAUAAGAUUGAUCAAUGGCAAGGCGAAGGGACUGCAAGGGGGUACCUGGACCCUGAAGAAUCUCUAG